Messenger RNA from Drosophila busckii, 3213 nucleotides. It is a transcript of the gene Grip91, whose product is annotated as gamma-tubulin complex component 3. The transcript is spliced from 7 exons. NCBI's taxonomy places the organism in Eukaryota, Metazoa, Arthropoda, Insecta, Diptera, Drosophilidae. The record is from RefSeq and is a predicted model, not a curated record. Gene Ontology annotation, biological process: mitotic cell cycle; cytoplasmic microtubule organization; spindle assembly. Gene Ontology annotation, molecular function: microtubule minus-end binding; gamma-tubulin binding. Gene Ontology annotation, cellular component: spindle pole; gamma-tubulin small complex; centrosome. Bases 170 to 2728 code for a protein of 852 amino acids.
AUUCAAAACGCGAAAUCUGUCAAAUAAUUAUAAACAAAUAUAUUUAUAUUAUUUUCGUUGAGAAAGUAACAUUUUUGGCGCAUAAGUUCUGUUGUUGCAGUUUCGGACGCGCAUCUCAAAGCAACAUUUGGAAACUAUUGGCGCUUGCUAGCAAGGGACACGCAACACUAUGGAUAGAUCAAGAAAAACGCUUCCAGAAAUCGAAACAUUGCUGUUAAAUCAAGCAGAAUUAAAAAACAGACAGGAUGAGCCCGAUGUGCUGGAUACAUUGUUGAUGCGUGUGGUGCAGUAUGUAUCCAAUACGAAUUCACCCUACGACGGCGCCUUACCUCAUACAGAAGCUGAGUGCGUGCAGAAGAUUAUGACCAAAUUAAACCUGAAGUCAGAUACAACUAGCGGUGAACUCUUGGGCGAUAUCUUCUUCGACCGCUACAACAGUCUCAUAAAAGGGAUUGAGAAGCAUGGAUUGCGCGACUUUCUGGCAAAUCUGAUCUUAUGCCAAUUGGAGGAAGAUGUAACAUUUGCUUCCAAGCUAAAUGCUAGCAUUAAUGCAAGUACACUUAAAAAUGCUACUAAUGGUAAGCAAAGCAAUUGGUCGGCAUCUCCGCUGAAUAUUUCCGUUUUGGGGGAAAGUCAGGAGGAACGCGAUGCUACCACAGACAUUGUGCAAAAUGCAAUUUACUGUUUGAUGGGCGUGCCGGGCAAGUACCUGAGGAAGGAUGUCAUUACGGGACGCUUCAAGCUUGAUCCCACAAAUGGCAGAAGCCUAACAGGUCUACAAGCUGGCAUGCUGAUGCGUCUAUCCGAGCUGGGCUUCUAUCACGAUCGACUGGACAAGUACUCAAAUAUGAUGACGGGCUAUACAGCCAUUGGUUCCAUGGGCCAGGCUUUCAUAACCAAACUCAAGAAGGAGCUAAACAUGUAUAAUGGUCAGGUGGCGCUGCUUCAGGAUAAGAUGACGAAGUACAAGCAGCAGCUACGUGACUUUUCCCAACCCGAGGAUCAAUGGAUGGAGCAUCGGGCCAAAGCGCCAACACUGCUGGGACUGAUCUGCUGGUAUAUAAAGCCAUUGCAUCGCUUACAAUAUCUGGUCAAGGUGGCACAUGCAUGCCAGCUUAAAAAGGGUGGCGAAUUGGCUACAGCUAUCUUUGAGCAGCUAAACACGGGUGAUCCGGUCAUCGAUGAACUUGGACGUGAAGUCUUAAUCGCCUGUUGCGCACCGCUUGUGCGAAUGAUCUCCAAGUGGAUGCUAGAAGGUGGCAUCGACGAUAACUACGGCGAAUUCUUUGUGGAGUCGUUGAGUCAAGUAGGUGCCGAUCGUCUCUGGCAUGACAAGUUUCGCUUGCGUCUAAGCAUGCUGCCCAAGUUCUUGUCCCGCGAGCUGGCCGACAAAAUACUCAGAGCGGGCAAAAGCAUUAACUUUCUACGCGAAGUAUGCGAAACACACGAACCCAUAAAUGGACUGAAGGAGCUUAAGCAGGUCAUAGAAAAUAAUAUUCCUUGCAUUUUUGCGUGCGUGCCGGACACCAGCUGGCAUGCUGCCAUUGAAACUGCCUACAUGCAGGCUUCCAAGGAUGUGCUGGAUGUAAUGGUGGGUCCACACAAGCUGCUAGUGCAUCUCAAAGGCAUGCGUCGCUAUCUGCUACUGGGCCAAGGCGAUUUUGUUACCAUUUUCAUAGAAAUGGUGAAAGAUGAGCUGGAGAAACUGGGCACUGAGGUAUUAUCGCAUGACUUGUCGGUCAUGCUGGAUGCGGCGGUCCGUUCCAUCAAUUCACAGCAUGAAGAUCUGGAGAUACUUAAUCAUUUGGAUGUGGUGGUGAAGACACCAUAUGCCGGCGACACUGGCUGGGAUGUAAUAUCCUUGCAGUAUAUUGUGCGUGGACCAUUGGCUACAAUGCUGGAGCCAGCCAUGCCCACCUAUAAGGAACUCUUCAAGCCUCUAUGGCGCAUUAAGCACAUGGAAUUCGUUUUAUCUUCAAAAAUAUGGAAGGAGCAAAUGUGCAACGCCAAGGCACUGCGCGCUCUGAAGAACGAGAUUAGCCAAACCUGCUAUAGAUUACAUCUAUUCACAUCGGAAAUUAUGCACUUUGUGCAUCAAAUGCAGUAUUAUGUGCUUUUCGAGGUCAUUGAAUGCCAAUGGGUAGAAUUGCAAAAACAUAUGGAGCAGGCGACAGCAUUGGAUGACAUCCUAGAUGCACACUCGCGAUUCUUGGCUAAAAUAAGCGUGGGCUGCUUCGUGAACUCAUCGUCGACAAUGGAGCGACAUCUGGAGAAGGUAUACGAUAGCAUUAUAUGGCUAGAGAACUGGCAGUGCAACUUUUAUGACAGCUGCUAUAAGGAGUUGGAAGCGCGCCAGCGUAUGAAGCGUAUAAUUGCCGAAUCUGAGAUAACUGGCCACUUUGGGAUGACUACCGAACAGAAAAUGGAGCGUGAUCAGGAAUGCAAACUAUUCGAACAAUCUGUUGUGUCAGCAAAUUGCGUACUUGAAGUUUUUGCUACAUCUUAUGGUAAAUCCGUGGCUACCUUUCUACUGGCGCUCAACUCCAGCACUGAUCCAAAUCUGCAACUCCUGGGAACACGCCUCGACUUUAAUGAAUACUAUAAGAAACGCGAUACUAAUCUAAGCAAGCCGCUUACUUUCGAGCAUAUGCGUAUGAGCAAUGUGUUGGGCAAGAAUAACAACGCAGGACGCUAUUCCUUGUUCACUGGUAAUUGUGGCAAUAGCUAAGCGCCCCCACUCGACCCCAACGUCGUGCCAAUACGAACACUCUAAAUAAUACAUUAAUCAUUUGUAUAGCCUGCUUUUAACGCUUUCAAUUGGGCUUUCAGUCUGUAAGGACGUUAUUAAAAUCAUAGUCUAACCGUAAUAACUAUAACUAAAGUUCGGCUACGUGUAAUUUGUCAAUUAUUAACUACAUAUGCACAAAAUUAACGCACAAAGCUAGCACAAUUCUUUUUUUUUCACAAUCGAAUCGAAACAAGUGGUUUAUGUCUAUAUAAGUAAAUGCCGCUAAGCGUCUAUUUUCACUUUGCAUGCUGAAAAUGCCUUAAGUAUUUGAAGAAAUGUACUCAAACCAAAAUCCCAAAUCUGAAUUGUAUUCUAUAUACAUUCUGAGGCAUUAGUGCCAAUUUAAUUUCUCGGAAAAAAUGUAAACAGUAUCGAAUAUUAAAAUUGUUCACUGUUAAACUGAUUAACAUAAAAUCUGUGUUAAC